UGGCUCCUACAGUGAACUGCAAGCAGCCAGUGCGCGACGCGGCGGUGAAACGGAGUAGCUAGCUGGUGCUGGUUUGGUGCGGCGCGCGGUGCGCCAGCGGCUUUGGUUUUCAUUUGAUGAGCUGCUCGGGGAAGGCGGCGGACGGCGCGAUGGGGAGCAAGGCGGCGCGGGCGUGCGACGGCUGCCUGCGGCGGCGGGCGAGGUGGUACUGCGCGGCGGAUGACGCGUUCCUGUGCCAGGGGUGCGACACGUCGGUGCACUCGGCGAACCCUCUCGCGCGGAGGCACGAGCGGGUGCGCCUGCGGCCCACGUCGCCGCUGCUCCCUGGUGCGGCCCCGCGGGAGAGGCGCCGCGGCGACGAGGUCGUGCCGGCGUGGUUCAAGCGCAAGGCGCGGACCCCGCGCUCGCAGGCCAAGAGCGUCGGGCGUCUCCUCUCGAGGCGGCUCGUCGUGCCGGAGGCGUCCGGCGGGGACUCGCCGGAGGAGCAGAAGUGUGACGUGGAGACCGACGAGGAGGAGCUGCUGUACCGCGUGCCCAUCUUCGACCCCGCCCUCGCGGAGCUCUGCUCGCCGCUGACUCUCGAGGAAGCGACGACGGCCGUCGCGUCAUGCUGCAAUGAGGAUGGUGCCAUCGUCGAGGACCCGACAAAGCCAGCUGCGACGCCGACUCCGGCGCCGGUUCAGUUCUUCUCCGACAGCCUCGUAAACUUGGGCCCGACGGACGCCGAGCUCAUGGAGUUCGCCGCGGACAUGGAGGCCCUUCUUGGCCGGCCGGGCAUGGACGACGGCGACGAGGAGGAACCGUUCUGCAUGGAGGCAUUGGGCCUCAUCGAGCCGAUGGACGUAGACGGCGGGCGAGUCAAGCUGGAGAUCGACCCCAUGCGAGCGUGCGGCCUCGAGCAGAAGCCGGAGGUGUCCGGCGAUAUGUUCGACAUCGACUUCGACUACGACUCGCCCCUGGGGACACCGGACGAGAACGCUGCAAGCAGCGGUGCCAGUGCGGACGCCCAGUUCACCCCGAGGAGCCUCGCGCUCAAUCUAAACUACGAGGCCAUCAUGGAGAACUGGGGGAGCUCGCCGUGGGCCGACGGCGAGAGGCCGCACGUCAAGCUCGAUGACUGCUGGCCACACGACUACUACUCGCUGCAGGAGGGCGCUUGGAUGAUGGGAGGAGUGGUUGGCCAUGGCGGGGAGGGGUUGGGGACGCCGAGGCUGAGGAUGGACGGCGGCAGGGAGGCGCGGGUGUCGCGGUACCGGGAGAAGCGGCGGACGCGGCUCUUCUCAAAGAAGAUCCGGUACGAGGUGCGCAAGCUCAACGCCGAGAAGCGGCCGCGGAUGAAGGGCCGCUUCGUCAAGCGGGCCAACGGCGCCGGAGGCGGCGUGCCCGUCGCCAUCGCCACGGCGUGCGUCGCGUAGCUGCCGAUCGUGCAAUGCUGUCGGUGUGCAUGCAUGGCUCUGCAGGCUGCAUGGCGCGCGCGCACACACACAAAACAACUCGUCGAAACUGCUCGUAAUUUAGUUACUUUCCUUUUUCAGUUAUUACGGUAUAUGGUGCAUUCAGCUGAGUAUCCAAGGAAUUUCAGGUCGCUCUGAUCAGCUAGCUCGCGCUCGUUAGAGUCGAAGAAAUGAAUAACGGAAUAAUAUUAAGUUUUUCACUUUA
Messenger RNA from Aegilops tauschii subsp. strangulata, 1659 nucleotides. RefSeq names its product zinc finger protein CONSTANS-LIKE 16. Lineage: Eukaryota; Viridiplantae; Streptophyta; Magnoliopsida; Poales; Poaceae. Gene Ontology annotation, molecular function: zinc ion binding; protein binding. Gene Ontology annotation, biological process: regulation of DNA-templated transcription. Gene Ontology annotation, cellular component: nucleus. The record is from RefSeq and is a predicted model, not a curated record.